This is a messenger RNA of Schistocerca serialis cubense, 3002 nucleotides long. It is a transcript of the gene phtf, whose product is annotated as protein phtf. The record is from RefSeq and is a predicted model, not a curated record. Gene Ontology annotation, cellular component: endoplasmic reticulum. NCBI's taxonomy places the organism in Eukaryota, Metazoa, Arthropoda, Insecta, Orthoptera, Acrididae. Bases 591 to 3002 code for a protein of 803 amino acids. The transcript has 15 exons.
UAAUCAAAGCAUUGUCUAGUCUAGUACUAGUACAGAGAACUCCUAAUAGAAUUUAUAUCUACAGGGAAAUGAUGUAAAUACUAGGGCGCACAACAUAUUUUGAAUGAAAAAUCCGUUGUGAAGCGUUCCCGACCUAAAGAAACAGGGAAUCAUAUGAUACAAUAAAACUGUGAGCACGAACUUCAGCAGAUGCGAUAUAAUGUGUGUCGUCGACAUAACAUGAUAUUGACGGACGGCAGGUCGUCCGCGUCCACGAGCAUGAGUUACAAAGGGAACAUGAAAAAAGAAGGCAAAACAUUGAAUCAUUUAAAAGAUAAUUAAUUUAAUACAAAAGCAAGCAGUGGCAUGUUAUUCCACACGCAGGAGACUAAUGCUUUGUGCUGAAAUUUUUGUGUAAUGUUUGGCCGUGGUCCAAGGUUAUGCUAAAUUUAUUCAAUUUUGUUCACCCUAAAGAAGCAGUAAUUAUUUACAUAUGCUCCUUUUAGAGCUGUUAUAUUUGUAUUGGAAGAGUUGAAAGAUUUUUUGAAUAAAUUAUUUCACCUGUAAUCAAGUGAAAUACAUGCUGAGUUUUUUUCGUCAGCGUACAAAACAUGGGAAUGCAGGAAGUAAUGUCAUGGUAUCAAAAGAAAAUUGGAACUUACGAUAAGCAGCAAUGGGAACACACAAUAGAACAGCGGAUUAUCCAUGGGCUUACCCAUGUUCCAAAGAAGACAGCAAAACUUAAGACUGAUCUUAUAGAUGUGGAUCUUGUCAGAGGUUCUUCGUUCCCAAAAGCUAAACCAAAACAUGGUCUGAUAACAGUGACGAGGUUGGCCUGCCUCAGGUUAGUUCUGCUUCCAGCCUACAGUCACUGGUGGAUUCAGCAAACUUCACCACGUGUCUUCGUAUUGCUGACAACACUGUAUGUGUUGCAGUUAGUUUGCGGAGUUACAUAUUUUUACUACUGUUCACUCACUGAAGAUGGAACUCUUGAGAGGGUCACAGCAUCAGAAGUGAUGGUACCAGUUGCCAUGAUGAUCAUCCUGAGUGUAAUACACUCACAGAUAGUAUCAACUCAUAUUGGCCCAUGCAGGCAACCAUCAAGCCAAAGGCCACGUCGCAGCAAGCGGACACGUAGACGUCAUGCAAGCAGCUCACGAUCACGCGCUAGUCACGUAUCUGAAAAGACUGAAGACAUAGAUGACCAGACACUCAGCAGUUACCAAAAACGGCCACUAAUUAGGAGGUUUUCAUCUGAUGAUGUAAAGAGGUCUACAGUUAUGUGGGACAUUUCAUGCAAACAAAAGAAAAAGCCUGAUUUGUUAGGGAAACCAAAAUCUGUUGGAGACAGUAAUAGUCCCUCUGAGAGACAACAGCACAGAAACAGGCAAGGACACACAGACAGGGAAGCCCAGAACCAUUGCAAAGUGACACCUUUGGAUGAUGAUGGUUUUGAGAGCUUAACAGGUAAUGGCUCAAGUGAGAAUGGUGAAGAGGCUGUUGAAGAAGGUGAUGAUGUAGAAGAAAAUAAACAAAGUCCCAGUUUAAAUAAAAAAGGUGAAAAUAGUUUUGCCAGCAGCUUAAGCAACAGUGAUUCAAAGACAGAGUUGAGUCAACAGUCUGCACUUAGUUGUGUGUCUAGCGAAAAAAAUUCACCGGAUUCAAUUUGUGAUAUUACACCAGAAACAUUGCCUGGGCAGUCAUACUGUCAUCUAUCAGAUACUCCUGAAGCAGCUGUCCCACUUUGCACAGAGGAUCUGAGGAAGGAGAAACAAUUCAGGAACAGUUGGUCACCAGAGAUUAUCACAUGUCAUAGCUAUGUUCCUGAUGGUAAUCAUGCUGACAAUGAAACAGAUGGCUCCGAUACUGAAAUAAGGACUCCUGUUCAGAGAGUUGCAAAAGUACGUUCUGGAGCAGAGAGCAGCUACAACAGCAGUUGUGAUAGUGAAGGUCAAGCCACUGAAGGUGGAAGCUGUUGUCCAUUGUUGACUGAGAUUACUACUUCGGCGGGGGAAUGGAUGGGUGUAACGACAAAUAGUGAGGAGUGUAGUUACAGCUCAGAGCUGGAUGAGACGGACAGCCAGCAUGGCAGCACGGAGCUGAACGAUCACCCUUUUGCUUGGGAGAUAGGUUUGUCCCCAAAUGUUAUUCUUAGCCCAAGUUGUGCUACAUCUGAUAAAGUCAGCUGUACAAUAUGGGAAAAUCAUGAUGUGAAGAAGGCUGAUCUUUCUGUGCUAGAUAUCAGUUCUGCUAUUAUAGCCAGAGUGGAAACUAUGCCUGAAAAUAUGGACUAUUUUUAUGCAGGUGUAGUAGUUUCCGUGGUGAUUUCCCUGCUGCCUUCAAUAUGCCGUUUUGUUGAUGUUUUAUCAGAGACGCAACCAACAACUCCUAUCAACACAGUUAUGCUUGCCAAUGCGUCAUCAUCCAGCACCCUGAAUAUUGGAGGACUACUGUCGCAUUUUUCAGACUCUCUUAUUUAUAUUUCUGAGGCUGCUGUUGGGGGAACAUUAUGUGAGAGGAUACUUAUAUGGAUAGCAGUUUUCGAACGAUUUGUGCUCUCUGUCUUGUUUUUCUUUUUAUUGGCUGUGGCAGAACGUACAUUUAAGCAACGUUUUUUGUACGCUAAAUUGUUCUCACACCUGACGUCAUUCCGAAGAGCAAAGAAAUCAGAGUUGCCACAUUUUCGUCUCAACAAAGUGCGCAAUAUUAAGACAUGGUUAUCUGUGCGUUCAUACCUCAAGAAACGAGGGCCACAGAGAUCAGUUGAUAUGAUUGUAUCAGCUGCUUUUCUCAUAACACUGCUACUGCUGUCCUUCCUGAGUGUUGAGUUUCUUAAGGAUUCAUCAAAGCUCCAUUCACAGUACAACCUUGAAGCUCUAAUCUGGUGCCUGGUUUUGGGUGUUUUUCUUCUACGAUUUAUGACUUUGGGGACAAAGACAAACAGAAAAUAUCGGAAUCUUUCUGUUCUGCUUACAGAGCAGGUAACAUUUCUAGCUUUUCGAUAUGCAUGUAGCCUGCUUUAA